AUGUAUCUGAAUCAUGCAUACAUAGAACUAUCAUUCAGAGUUGUAAAACGAAAGCCUGAGAAGAAAUCUCCUGAACGGAAGGGACAUGAUCGUCAUGAUAGAAGGGAUCGCAAAGAUGAUAGUCGGAGCAGUCACAGGAGGAAAGAAGAGGAUAGACAUAGAGAAGUAGAGAAGAGACGCAGAAGUAAAAGUCGCUCUCCUGCUGCUUCCAGUAGAAGAAGAGACAAAGAGGAUAAGCGUGAUAGCGGCAGAAGACGAAGUUCGGAUGAUCGCAAUGCGAAACGUUCGAGAAGGGAGCGAAGCCCUGAGAGGUCACCCGUUCGUGAAAUCAAGCGGGAACCUCCAUCACCGCAAAGUGAAGAGGACGCGUCGCCCAAACAUUCGCAUCCAUCAGGAUCUCGCGAUAAACAUGAUUCCAGAGACGAGUACUCAGACGCAUCCGAUACGGAUUCGCAUGACUCGCUAAGAUACAAAAUGAAGAGUACUGUAAGUAUCGUACAGAAGUAA
Messenger RNA from Cylicostephanus goldi, 507 nucleotides. Lineage: Eukaryota; Metazoa; Nematoda; Chromadorea; Rhabditida; Strongylidae. The record is from the annotation of a GenBank genome assembly.